AGUCGCCCACACAAGGCAAGCAUGGCCACCACCACCCCGCUGCUCCCCUCCCACUCCCAGCUCCUCGGCGGCGGCGUGCCGCAGCAGUGGCAGAUGGGACUCCUGGUCCUCCUCCCUGUCCUGCUAGUGUCUUCCUACAUCCUCCUCACCAGCAGGAGCAGGAGCAGGAGCAGGAGCGCCAAGGACGGCGCGGCGCCGCAGCUGCCGCCGGGCCCCGCGCAGGUGCCGGUCCUGGGCAACCUGCACCUGCUGGGCCCGCUGCCGCACCAGAACCUCCGCGAGCUGGCGCGACGGCACGGCCCCGUGAUGCUGCUGCGCCUGGGCACGGUGCCGGCGGUGGUGGUUUCCAGCGCGGAGGCGGCGCGGGAGAUGCUGAAGGCGCACGACGUCGACUGCUGCAGCCGGCCCGUCUCGCCAGGAUCGAAGCGCCUCUCCUACGACCUCAAGGACGUCGCCUUCGCGCCCUACGGCGAGUACUGGCGCGAGAUGCGCAGUCUCCUCAUCGUCGAGCUCCUGAGCAUGCGCCGCGUCAAGGCCGCGCAGCGCGCGCGCGAGCAGCAGGUGGACAAUCUCGUCGCCAACCUCACCCGCGCGGCCGAGGCCUCGGCGCCGGUGGCGCUGAACGAGCACAUCUUCGGCCUCGCCGACGGCAUCAUCGGCACCGUGGCGUUCGGGAACAUCAAUGGCGCGGAGUGGUUCGCGCACAAGGAGCGGUUCCAGCUCGUGGUGGAAGAGGGCAUGGACUUGCUGGCCAGCUUCUCCGCCGAGGACUUCUUCCCCAACGCCGCCGGCCGCCUCGUGGACCGCCUCACGGGCCUCGCUGCGCGCCGUGAGCGCGUCUUCAGGGACCUCGACGCCUUUUGUGAGAUGGUCAUCGACCAGCACACGGACCCGGCGCGCCGGCCGGAGCCGUCCGACAACGGUGGCGACCUCGUCGACGCCCUCAUCAGCCUGUGCAAGGAGCACCGCGGCACGUUCCGCUUCACCAGGGAGCACGUCAAGGCCGUCAUCCUCGACACCUUCCUCGCCGGCAUCGACACAGUGGCGGUGACAUUGCUGUGGGCGAUGUCGGAGAUGAUGCGCAAUCCGCAGGUGCUGAGGAAGGCGCAGGACGAGGUGAGGGCCGCGGCGGCGGGCGUGGGCGGCAACGGCAACAAGCCGCGCGUGGAGCACGACGACGUGGCCAGGCUCACGUACCUGAAGAUGGUGGUGAAGGAGACGCUGCGGCUGCACCCGCCGUCGACGCUGAUGCCUCGGGAGACGAUACGGGAGGUGAGGGUGUGCGGGUACGACGUGCCGGCCAAGACGCGGGUGUUCGUCAACCUGUGGGCCAUCGGUAGGGACCCGGCGAGCUGGGCGGCCGCCGAGGAGUUCGACCCGGAGCGGUUCGAGGGCAGCGACAUCGACUACACCGGCGCGCACUUCGAGCUGCUGCCGUUCGGUGCCGGCCGACGGAUCUGCCCGGGGCUCGCCAUGGGAGAGGCCAACAUGAUCUUCGCCCUGGCCAACCUGCUCUACUGCUUCGACUGGGCGCUGCCGGAGGGGAUGGCGUCGGAGGACGUGAGCAUGGAGGAGGCCGGCGUGCUCACGUUCAAACCAAAGACGCCGCUGCUGGUGGUGCCUACCAGACGACACUAGCACCGCGCGGCGUACCUAGUGUAGCACUCGCCGCCGUUGCUGCCGCCGCCGACUGAAUAAGCGUGCCAGGAGCUCACGUUUUCCGAGGCAGUAGAAGUCGAGGUCAUAUUGUGGCCUUGUGGGUGGGCGUCAAGGAGAAGAGUAUUGGACAAAAUCUUCUUUUUUUUUUUGAUCGGGCAUUGAACAAAAUCUUGGAUGUCAUAGACAUGCUGGUUUGUCCCUACAAAAAGAGAACCAUGUUAAAGCAGACAGCAUCAUCUUGCUGGAGAAAUGG
Messenger RNA from Sorghum bicolor (sorghum), 1912 nucleotides. RefSeq names its product 4-hydroxyphenylacetaldehyde oxime monooxygenase-like. NCBI's taxonomy places the organism in Eukaryota, Viridiplantae, Streptophyta, Magnoliopsida, Poales, Poaceae. The transcript has a single exon. Bases 22 to 1638 code for a protein of 538 amino acids. The record is from RefSeq and is a predicted model, not a curated record. Gene Ontology annotation, molecular function: heme binding; iron ion binding; oxidoreductase activity, acting on paired donors, with incorporation or reduction of molecular oxygen.